Molecule: messenger RNA, 3983 nt
Organism: Sorex araneus (European shrew)
Lineage: Eukaryota; Metazoa; Chordata; Mammalia; Eulipotyphla; Soricidae
Gene: EIF5
Product: eukaryotic translation initiation factor 5
Exons: 12
Coding region: 555-1847 (430 amino acids)
Biological process (GO): formation of cytoplasmic translation initiation complex; translational initiation; formation of translation preinitiation complex
Cellular component (GO): cytosol
Molecular function (GO): eukaryotic initiation factor eIF2 binding; GDP-dissociation inhibitor activity; translation initiation factor activity
Source: RefSeq, a predicted model, not a curated record
GCGGCCAAUGAGGCGCGGGCACGGCAGGGCCUCGGGCCAAUGGGCCGAGCGGCCUGGCGCGGGGGGCGGGUGCCGGGGCCGAGGGUAGCUUGAGCGCGGCGGCGGCGUUGUUCAGUCAGAGCGAGAACAUUCCAGAGGUCGCCAGGCCCCGGGCGCUGAAGGGUGUGGACCCCGGACGUCGCUGGGACAGCCCCUCCCCGCUGCUCGGCGGCGCCUGGCCCGGCCGCUGCUCGCGCUGCCUCCGCCGCCCCCGCCGCCCCUCGUCGGCCUCGGGUUCCCUCGCGCCGCACUUCAUCCCAGUCCCGGGCGAGCAGCGUUGGGUUUAUGUCUUUAUUUGACGAAAACGAGCUGUUGCGCAGCCAUUGGUACCUGUAUUGGGGAAACAUAGCAUACAAGCAAGGAGCUCGCAGCCUCAGUGGCGAAAAUAUUUUCAUGUCAGAGACCGAGAACUCUUGCAGUCGUUUAUGUCAUCCCUUCUUCUCCAGACAGAAGAUACCAAAAAGUUGCAAUCAAAGAUCUCUUCAUCUUAUUGAUAAGGCCACUAAUAAGCCAAAAUGUCUGUCAACGUCAACCGCAGCGUGUCAGACCAGUUCUAUCGCUACAAGAUGCCCCGUCUGAUUGCCAAGGUUGAGGGCAAAGGAAACGGAAUCAAGACAGUUAUAGUCAACAUGGUUGACGUUGCAAAGGCGCUUAAUCGGCCUCCAACGUAUCCCACCAAAUAUUUUGGUUGUGAGCUGGGAGCACAGACCCAGUUUGAUGUUAAGAAUGACCGUUACAUUGUCAAUGGAUCUCAUGAGGCGAAUAAGCUGCAAGACAUGUUGGAUGGAUUCAUUAAAAAAUUUGUUCUCUGUCCUGAGUGUGAGAAUCCUGAAACAGAUCUGCAUGUCAAUCCAAAGAAGCAAACAAUAGGUAAUUCCUGUAAGGCCUGUGGCUAUCGAGGCAUGCUUGACACACAUCAUAAACUCUGCACAUUCAUUCUCAAAAACCCACCUGAGAAUAGUGACAGUGGUACAGGAAAGAAAGAAAAGGAAAAGAAAAAUAGAAAGGGCAAGGACAAAGAAAAUGGUUCUGUGUCCAGCAGUGAGACACCUCCACCGCCGCCACCAAAUGAAAUCAGUCCUCCUCCACAUGCUGUGGAAGAAGAGGAGGAUGAUGAUUGGGGGGAGGAUACAACUGAGGAAGCGCAAAGACGACGAAUGGAUGAAAUCAGUGAUCACGCAAAAGUUCUGACACUCAGUGAUGAUCUGGAAAGGACUGUUGAGGAGCGGGUCAAUAUCCUGUUUGAUUUUGUUAAGAAAAAGAAAGAAGAAGGUAUUAUUGACUCAUCUGACAAAGAAAUUGUUGCUGAAGCAGAAAGACUGGAUGUAAAAGCCAUGGGCCCUCUUGUUUUGACUGAAGUUCUUUUUAAUGAGAAGAUUAGAGAACAAAUCAAGAAAUAUAGGCGCCAUUUCUUGCGAUUUUGUCAUAACAAUAAGAAAGCUCAACGGUAUCUUCUUCAUGGGUUGGAGUGUGUGGUAGCAAUGCAUCAAGCGCAGCUCAUCUCCAAGAUCCCACAUAUAUUGAAGGAAAUGUAUGAUGCAGACCUUUUGGAAGAAGAGGUCAUCAUCAGCUGGUCAGAAAAGGCGUCUAAGAAAUACGUCUCAAAAGAACUUGCCAAAGAGAUCCGUGUCAAAGCAGAACCAUUUAUAAAGUGGUUGAAGGAAGCAGAAGAAGAAUCAUCUGGUGGUGAAGAAGAUGAUGAAGAUGAGAAUAUCGAGGUGGUAUAUUCGAAGACUGCCAGUGUACCGAAGGUUGAAGCUGUGAAGUCUGACAACAAGGACGAUGACAUUGAUAUUGAUGCCAUUUAAAGGGGUGGGUGCAGCCCAGCUUAACAAUGUAAUGCUGCGAAUUGUUCUGCAUCAUCAGCCAGAAGUGCAACAUGUAUGUGCAAAAGCUAAAAUGGCUUAGCAUCAUGCUACACUUUCUACUAAAAUUGUAUUGCUGUGAGUGGUCUGUAAUAAGCCCAAUGAGACAUCUAGGGAGUCCAUACACAUAUCUGUGAGCAGAUGUAGUUUGCUUAUUUAUAGCAUGUUUCUUUUUGAAAAAUUAGUGGUGGACACAUUUGGAUCACAUUUAUACAGUUAUAAAAAAUAAAGAUUUGAUUUUGGUCAUUCUUCAGAUUUUUGGCUCUGAAUGACUUAAGCUAAAAUAAUUGGCUCCUUUUUAAAAUGUUGCUCCAUCAUUUAACCUGAGAAUUCUUGGAGCCUGCUAGAUAUUGUUAGGUGCUGAGACUCCAAAGAGAUCUUCAGCAGAAUGUAAACACAACUUACCUGUAAUUACCUUAUUCAGCCAUUAAGUAUAAUACUUUAAAGUCUUAUUUCCUGUCCUCAAAUUGGCAUUUGGUAGAUAUCUGUACUUCUCAUGCCAAGGUGGACUGAUAAUCAAAUAACAGUGCAACACCUUUAUCUUAGAAGUAAAAAUGACCUGAGUGUCCUAUAAAUAAUUUAAGAGCAGGUUUUGAAACUUGAAUUGUGGGUUUUUUUUAAUUUCUGUUUUGUUUCGUUUUUGGUUUGUGUACACUUGCCCCCAAAUUGUAGUCUUUGAAGUAAUGUACAUUGCACGUUGGAUGAGCCAGGGGAAUUACUACAUUAAUAACAAAAAAAGCAUUUUAUGUGUAUGUAGCUGUUGCUUUGUACUGAGAGAAACUCUCAAACUUUGGGAUAUGAUUAAAUAAUAAUCUAUGAUUUAUUUGGGGAAGCAGGAAAAGGUGCACUUAAUCUCUAGCAAAAUCCAUAAAAUUUCAGCUUUUGCUUUUUUGGUUUAAAUGACUAUUUCAAAAUGACUAAACAUACUGUACCUUUUGUUCAGUGUGGAUUUUCCCCUGAUGGUAUGGUUUGUUCCUUAAUGCCUUUUACGUUUGGACACAGCUUAUGCUUUUUCUGAUUUGGGUUGCUAUCUUGCCAAAUAAGUGUUAAUGUCUCAAACAUUUUUUUUUUUCUUUCAAGAUGUUUUAUUUAAGCAAAGUUAAACGAGUAUUUCAAAGUCAGAGCCUAUAUUUUGGUCUGAGACUUGGGGUAUUUUUAUUUCACAUUGAAUAUAGCCAUGCACCCAAGAAGUGUGUGAUGAAGGCCACUGAAUGCGGGUGACUAAGGUCCGAACCAGUCACCUGGAGCUUUAAAAUUUGGAAUAUCUUUAUUGUAAAUUUUUUGCCCGAUUAACUGAUCCAAAUGCAGUUGAUACAGGUUCUACCUGAGAGAUUCUUCUUAACAUUUAUUCCUUAGCAUAUAAAGUGUACUGUGGGAGUCAAGAUUCCAUGGGGUUUAUUUUGUUUAGAACACUGGCUUACAUCAUUCACCUGACUCCGUGGUUUGUGAUCCACCUCACAGAUUAUAAUGAGACCUUAACAAAUGUAUGUAAAGUUUUUUCACAUUGAAAUUAAUACAAACAUUUGAUAUAAUAAACCUUAUUAGCUUAAUAGUUUAAGGUAUUAAAAUCUAGCAUUCUUACUGGAGAGAUAAAAUGGUCUCCAGCUGCCUUUUGAUUUUGAUGAGUGAAGCAGGAGCCAUAAACCUGGGUGGAAUGUGCUUUGUCACACCAAAGAAAAAAAAAGUUUUUGAAACUCCAAUCUUAACUAGAUUUCACAUUCUUUAUCAUAGGCCAGUUUGCUUUCAUUAAUCCAAAUAAUACUAAGUGAGAUACCAGUGACCUGAUAAGCCAAGUUGGAUUCAGCAUAAGCAGUGUCAAGUUAAUGAGGUUUAGGUAACAGAUCUUUUUUUUUUCCUUUAAUCUGAAAAUAUAAUAUUCAGGGCUUCUAGACACUAAAGAGAAAAUUUUGGCUUAAACCAGUGUUUAGUCUGGUGCCAAAUUUCCAAUGGAAAUCAAACCUACAUAAUUUUAUUCACAGGCGACCAAUAGAGUGAAUCCUUCACUUUGCUCUAUUCAACUGUCUUAAAGUUUCCUGUUUCAAACAGCUAUGUUACUUGAUUAAAACAAUGUUAAAAUUA